Molecule: messenger RNA, 567 nt
Organism: Colletotrichum abscissum
Lineage: Eukaryota; Fungi; Ascomycota; Sordariomycetes; Glomerellales; Glomerellaceae
Exons: 1
Coding region: 1-567 (188 amino acids)
Source: RefSeq, a predicted model, not a curated record
AUGCUAAUUCCACUUUCUGCUAGGGAAGCUUGUUGGAGGGUGACUGGCUGUUCAUCUGCUGCUCAUGGCACGACAUUUCCUCCUUCUCGUACGGGAACCAGUCCCUGUGCGAGGGCUCGAGGGCAUGUCAUGCACUACCAAAGUCUAAAGAGACCCCAAAAAAUCCCACGGCAAAUCGCAAAUCCCAUGUUCUGUCUCGCCUACGGAUACUAUGUAAUACUGGGGGGGCUCGAAGGGAACUGCCUGUCCCGGACGAUAUGCUCCACCUGGGCAGAUUUGUCGUCCAUCUCAUCAUUCCUCCAAUUCCAUCCCGUGCACGCGAGACGGCUGUCCAAAACACACCAACCACAGACGAUACGCAGAUUACGCAGUUACGCGGCUUUCCCAGCAGUGAGGGAGGCUAGCGCGCCGCACCAGCCUCUCAGCAGCUACACACGUUUGGACAGAAAGCCUAAUGAGAUUUGCAAGCGCUCGAUCCAAGCCUCAUACAUCACUGGAAGCCCGGCAGUCUGGGAGAGAGGGACCAUCCCCAAGCACGCACACACGGCACGCCGCACACCUCACUGA